This is a messenger RNA of Amphibalanus amphitrite, 1606 nucleotides long. RefSeq names its product venom protease-like. The transcript has 8 exons. Lineage: Eukaryota; Metazoa; Arthropoda; Thecostraca; Balanomorpha; Balanidae. Gene Ontology annotation, molecular function: serine-type endopeptidase activity. Bases 62 to 1171 code for a protein of 369 amino acids. Gene Ontology annotation, biological process: proteolysis. The record is from RefSeq and is a predicted model, not a curated record.
AACCAGUCACUCGCCACCCAUCCUGUAACACGUGGCGCGAGGUGCGCGCCGUUCACCGUUUAUGAUGGCGAAGGUGCUGCUCUGCUGGCUGGUAGUGCUUCUAGCGGCGACCGCUACCGGCCUGCCGUCAGCCUACCGAUCCGCCCGUGCCCUCAAUGGCCUCACAACAGUGACUCGACCCCGCGGAUGGGAUGAUAAAACUGGGACGAAUCCAAUGGCGGGUGGCCGCCCGGCUGCGACUUCUCUGAAAGACUACAUCAAUGACUGGAACCAGAACCAGGCGGUCUCAAAGUGGCCGUGGAUGGCCAUGCUCCUCGCCAAGCAGAAGCUGGUCUUCAGGCAGCCCGUGUGUGGCGGUGCUGUGAUCAACUCUCGGCACGUGCUGACGGCGGCCCACUGUCUGGAAAAACACGCUACGAAACGGAACACGAUGGUGGUGCGGCUGGGGGACUACGAUCGAAGUACUUUUAUGGAUGGCGUCCACACUGAUUAUGAAAUCGAACGGUUCGUCAUGCCACCCAACUAUAAAGUGAACGCAUCCAACCACGACAUCGGGCUGAUUCGGCUCAAAAAGGAGGUGCAGUUUUCUCCAUUCGUAUGCACGAUACCGCUACCGGACGGCCCUACCGGAGAUCUGGGUGGAGAGCCGGUCAGCGUGGCCGGCUGGGGUCGCACCAGAGUGAGCUCACUCAGCAAUAAGCUACAGGAGAUUCAUAUUUCCGGAGUCAGCGCAAAAACCUGCUACAAGAAGUAUUUGAAGCGAUACCCUGGGCUUGACAAGCUGCUUAAUUUCCCCGGCGGCUUUAUGAUCGACACAAAAUUAUGCACAAAACCAGGAGAUGGACAGGGCAUAUGUGAGGGUGACUCGGGCGCGCCGCUGGUGGAUAGGAAGCGCUUCAAGCUGGUCGGUAUAGCGUCAGCUACCGUCGGCAUCUGCGGCUACUCCGAGCUGCCGGAACUGUUCACCAGGGUCAGCGCCUACCUCGGCUGGAUACGGAAACAUGCCAGCAUACCCGGGGUCAAGACCAAAACGCAGCACUGUAAAAACACUCUGGCCGUCACUAAGAAAACUGCGAUUUCGUUUGGUGGAUCGACUGGGACAAUCGCGAAAGGCUCAAAAGGUCUUCAGAUUAUUGGCAUCGCAUCCGCAAAACCCUCAAAAACUGGCUGAACUUAGCCGUAAAAAUAUUACGUAUGAAACUUUUAUGUGUUUUGUUAUUGUAACAAUUGAAUCGACGCUAAAAUAAGUACGCUAAUAUCACCGCGUAAAAGCUCAGCCCAACGCUAAUGGGGAGAGUAUUUUUCAUUUGUUAUAAUGUCCUUAAAAGUCACCGGAAAAUGCAGUUAUAUCGACAUAAUAAUUCAUAUGAUCAUCCGAUAUCUGGUCCCUAACAGAGCAAAAGAUUCCAGUGAAAUGCAAAUUCAUCCAACCAUCGGUAUUCUACUUACGUCUUACAUCACAUAUGUGGCAGGAUGUGCUCCAGUUACCUAUAUACCAACUUAUCCUAGUCUGUGUUACCAGGGGUCAGGCGAAGGAUGCUACUACAAGUUGUAACAGAAAAUACCAAUUGCUCUAAUUUAUUUCAAUAAACAACUCGAGCUUGAA